GUACUUAAUCAAUUACCAAUAACACCAACAUCUAUUAUUAUACAGUUAUUAUACUGUAUUGCAGUAGUAUGUACAUUCCCUAUAACACUAUAUCCUACAUUCACCAUAAUGGAGAUACAUAUAUUUAAGGGUAUUAAACCAAGUACUAAGAGGACAUGGCUAAAGAAUGCUUUAAGGGCUU
This is a messenger RNA of Perkinsus marinus ATCC 50983, 181 nucleotides long. RefSeq lists its product as hypothetical. The record is from RefSeq and is a predicted model, not a curated record. The transcript has 2 exons. NCBI's taxonomy places the organism in Eukaryota, Perkinsozoa, Perkinsida, Perkinsidae. The annotation marks the transcript as partial.